CUCUGGUUAAGUAUCUCACGAAGCCUUUGCGAGGGAGGGUAGGAGAGAGCAUGUCCCAGGAACGAGUGGUGUGCCUGCGUCUGCUUCUCCUCUUCAUUUCCCAUCGGUUCGAGUUUGCCUGAUCUGAACACUGCUAGCGCCUUCGUCUCUUCCUUUUCCUCGUCGUCUUUUCAUCGUCCUCUUUCUCUUUUCCUCCCUCAUACACUUCCAAACACAACGUAAAGACGAACUUCAUCCCACCCAACUGUGUAACGCCCUAUGGAACAUAGAUCCCACCUAACAUUUUGAGGCACAAGAGCAGCUGAAUGCUCCAAGAUCGUUCUUGGCAAGAGACCACAUCGAGGCUCUUCGUGGAACACUGGUAGCGUCGGCCGUGGCGGUAGUGCACGACUAGUGCCAGGAGUGGGUGUACCAAACGAAGAAGAAGUGGUUGUUGCAAUUGUGAGGGUGCCAGUGGUCCCAAGCAGACGUGCGACUUGCCAUCAAAUAGAGCAAAAGAGGCUUACCCAAAAAUGGAGUUUGGACCGUAGAAUAGCGGCAACCUUAGUUAGUAACCACGAUGGUGUUCCUGUUUUGGAUCUGGGCUUACCUGAUUGGGCUCACCCUUGGCAAUCCGGAUGCCAAGCGGUUGUACGACGACCUGCUCUCGAAUUACAACCGUUUGAUCCGACCCGUGUCCAACCACACCGAGAAAGUGACGGUCAAACUUGGCAUGAGACUCUCACAAUUACUCGAAUUGAAUCUCAAAGAUCAGAUCCUGUCCACCAAUGUUUGGAUGGAGCAUGAGUGGAAGGACUACAAGUUCAAAUGGGACCCCGAGGAAUAUGGAGGAGUCACAGAAAUAUAUGUUCCAUCUGAACACAUUUGGUUGCCGGACAUUAUAUUGUAUAACAACGCUGACGGCGAUUACAUUGUCACCACAAUGACCAAGGCUAUCCUCCAUUACGACGGCCUUGUGGUCUGGACACCGCCAGCCAUUUUUAAGUCUUCGUGUGAGAUCAAUGUGGAGUUCUUUCCAUUCGACGAACAAGAGUGUUUUCUCAAAUUCGGAAGCUGGACCUUUGAUGGAUUCCAGGUGGAUCUAGUGCACAUUAAUGCCGAAUUGGACAAUGAUACCGUGGCUUAUGGGAUGGAUCUGUCCGAGUAUUAUCCCAACGUCGAGUGGGAUAUCUUGAGUGUUCCAGCGCAACGCCAUGUCAAAAUAUACCCUUGCUGUCCGGAACCGUAUCCAGAUAUUUUUUUCAGUAUCAUAAUUAGGAGGAAGCCCCUCUUCUACACAGUGAAUCUAAUUAUCCCUUGUGUGGGCAUAUUCUAUCUCUCUAUCCUCGUAUUCUAUUUGCCUGCACAGUCUGGAGAAAAAACGGCUCUGGUCAUCGCAAUCCUUGUGUCUCAAACGCUCUACUUUAACUUGGUGAUAGAGGUUAUUCCUGCCACCUCAGUAACCUUGCCUUUACUCGGAAGGUAUCUUAUGUUCAGCACAAUACUCAUUGCCAUUGCGAUUGCUCUGACUUCCGUCAUCUUAAAUCUACAUUACCGGAAGCCUUCAACGCACAAAAUGCCCUCUUGGGUGAGACGAGUCUUUAUUCAGAAGCUUCCAGCCCUUUUGUUGAUGAGGGUCCCAAUCCAAGUGAUCAAGGACUCAAUGAGGGCGAAGAAGAGCAAAUUCCUCCGAAAUUCAGACCCAACUCAGCAAUGUGUUUAUGGCGAAGAACAGGAUGAGCCUGUGACGGUCAAAAGCAACUCUGAUUCAAAUCUACCCCGAGGUCAACAGGGUAAUAUCGGCUCAAAUCUAUCCCGACGUGAAAAUGGCAUGGAUGACCAGCUCAAAGGGCAUUUGAACGGGAUCUACCAUAACUUCUGCAAGAUCAUGUCCAAGACCAAGAAGCACGGUCCACGGGUGAACGAGCAUGAGAUUACCACACCGAUUGCUCCAGACUCUCCCAUGGAAGGGCCCUCCUUGUUCAAAUCACCUUUUGUAGUGGAGAAAGCAAUUCAUAACAUCAUGUUCAUCAAGCACCAUAUGCAACGACAAGACGAAUUUGAUGCGGAGGAUCAGGAUUGGGGCAUUGUUGCAAUGGUACUCGAUCGAUUGUUCCUUUGGGUGUUUGGAGCUGUUGCUCUCAUUGGGAGCGGUAUGAUCCUCACGGCAUCCCCAUUCAUCUUUGAAGAUAUCAAACCCAUUGAUAUUCUCUACUCCAAGAUUGCUCAAGAAGAAAGCAGGCUCUUUGAUGAGAAGAUAUUUGUCUAAACCAAACAACAAUUAAUAACCGUCAAACACAACACCAGUAAACGCUACUGGAUUCAGUAUUAUGGCAAGCAACCACACCGAAUAAGAAUGGUCAAUAAAUUAAACACCUCCUCCUCCUCCAAAUUCUCCUACGUAGCUCAGAGAACAUGAAUUAUAACCUCUCUUUACAUGGAUUUUAA
This is a messenger RNA of Tigriopus californicus, 2427 nucleotides long. It is a transcript of the gene nAChRalpha2, whose product is annotated as acetylcholine receptor subunit alpha-L1-like. Gene Ontology annotation, cellular component: postsynaptic membrane; synapse; neuron projection. The transcript has 10 exons. Gene Ontology annotation, molecular function: transmembrane signaling receptor activity; acetylcholine-gated monoatomic cation-selective channel activity. The record is from RefSeq and is a predicted model, not a curated record. NCBI's taxonomy places the organism in Eukaryota, Metazoa, Arthropoda, Copepoda, Harpacticoida, Harpacticidae. The coding region runs from base 560 to 2248 and encodes 562 amino acids. Gene Ontology annotation, biological process: chemical synaptic transmission; nervous system process; signal transduction.